Messenger RNA from Talpa occidentalis (Iberian mole), 2896 nucleotides. It is a transcript of the gene AQP1, whose product is annotated as aquaporin 1 (Colton blood group). NCBI's taxonomy places the organism in Eukaryota, Metazoa, Chordata, Mammalia, Eulipotyphla, Talpidae. The transcript is spliced from 4 exons. Gene Ontology annotation, molecular function: glycerol transmembrane transporter activity; carbon dioxide transmembrane transporter activity; water channel activity. Gene Ontology annotation, biological process: carbon dioxide transmembrane transport; hyperosmotic response; renal water transport. The coding region runs from base 186 to 1001 and encodes 271 amino acids. Gene Ontology annotation, cellular component: membrane. The record is from RefSeq and is a predicted model, not a curated record.
CAUCGCUGAGAGGAGGCCCGUGCGUGUGGGGCGGGCCAGGAGCAAGGAGAGGCCUUCCUCCCUUUGUGCUCCCCCCUCCUCUCUUCCCCCCAGGGCCCUAUAAAUAGGCCCAGCCCGGGCUGUGGCUCAGCUCUUGGAGGGAGUCAGGCACCAGGCAGCGGUCUCAAGCCAAGCCCCCUGCCAGCAUGGCCAGCGAGUUCAAGAAGAAGAUCUUCUGGAGGGCCGUGGUGGCCGAGUUCCUGGCCAUGAUCCUCUUCGUCUUCAUCAGCAUCGGUUCUGCCCUGGGCUUCCAGUACCCAGUGAAGAACAACCAGACGGCAGGUGCGUCCCAGGAUAAUGUCAAGGUGUCACUGGCCUUUGGGCUGAGCAUCGCCACACUGGCCCAGAGUGUGGGCCACAUCAGUGGUGCCCACCUCAACCCUGCUGUCACGCUGGGGCUGCUGCUCAGCUGUCAGAUCAGCAUCCUCCGGGCCGUCCUGUACAUCGUCGCCCAGUGCGUAGGGGCCAUCGUGGGCACUGCCAUCCUCUCGGGCAUCACCUCCGCCCUGCCUGAAAACUCACUCGGCCGCAACGAGCUGGCUCCCGGUGUGAACUCCGGCCAAGGCUUGGGCAUCGAGAUCAUCGGCACCCUGCAGCUGGUGCUGUGUGUGCUGGCCACCACCGACCGCAGGCGGCGUGACCUCGGAGGCUCGGGUCCCCUUGCCAUCGGCUUCUCUGUGGCCCUGGGACACCUGCUGGCGAUUGACUACACCGGCUGCGGCAUUAACCCUGCCCGGUCCUUCGGCUCCUCGGUGAUCACUCACAACUUCAAGGACCACUGGGUUUUCUGGGUGGGGCCGUUCAUCGGCGGAGCCCUGGCUGUGCUCAUCUAUGACUUCAUCCUGGCCCCACGCAGCAGCGACCUCACGGACCGAGUGAAGGUGUGGACCAGCGGCCAGGUGGAGGAGUACGACCUGGAUGCCGACGAAGUCAACUCCAGGGUGGAGAUGAAGCCCAAAUAGAUGAGGGCCUGGCCCUGGGCAUCCACGUGGGGGGUGGGGGGCAGGGGAGGGCAGAGGGGGGGAAGGGUGAAAUCCAUAUUGUAGACACUCUGACAAGCUGGCCAAAGUCACUCCCCAAAGAUCCGCAGGACCCGUGAGGUCAAGCCUGACUUGGGACUAUUUCUAUCACUUUCUUUCUCUUUCUCUGUUUCCUGGCCUUAGGGCUUCCUGGGGACCAAGAUUUACCAAUCACCCACUCCCUUGAAGUCACAGAGGAGGUGAAAGAGAGGGACCCCUGCUAAGUUGUCCCCUCAGAGUGUGACGGGAGAUAUGCCAGAAAGUCCCCCCUCAUCCCAAAGUUGCUCACCAACCCACCUGCCGCAGGUGCCUGGGGUUCCACCACUAUUGCUUUGUGCCCAUGGGUGUGACCCCUCUUUCUAAUGACACGCACUUUGCCCUUAAGGGCGCUUUGAGGGGAAGAGAAUCCAGGAAGUGCAGUGAUAAGGCAAGUGGCAGAUAAGAUUCGCCCUUGUAGUUGUCCCCUCAGAGGACAACUGGGCCUCCCCACCUUGGACUUGCUACAUGGCCUUGGGCUGCCGUAGCUUCUGGCCUUAGUGCCCCCCAUCCAUAAAGAGGCAGGGACAAGGGAAAGCUAUGUGGGCCGGAGGCCCCUCUCUAUGAUUCUGUAAGCUAGCUACACCUUGGGUUCUGGAAGAUGUGGACCAGACCUAUGUGCUUUUUCCAGCUGCCUGGGUCUUUCCCCAGAUAUAUGGCUGAACACAGCACACAUGUUACAGAGCAGAGAGCAACAGACAGUUCAGUCAUUGACAUUUCCUGAACCGGGGGAGCAGGGCUGAUGCCCUUGCAGUGGCUUCACAGGUCGGGGUCUCCUGUUGCAGAAUGAAGGUCAUCUAGAGGAUGAAGAAGGUGUACAUUGUUGCUCUAUUCACUUUUAUUUGGUCUUUUCCUCUUAUUACUGCAUCAUCUUGCUCAUUACUCAGUUCUCCACUUCCUCCUGUCCGUGUAGACGCAGGUCACCAUGAUCCAGGGGUGUGUUUAUUAAUGGCAGUUAGUUGUCUGAAGUCCCAAGCCUGAACACAAGUGACCCUGCUGCAGCUCUGCCCAGGGAAGUGGACAUAUUUGCUGGACCCCUUGGGGAAUUUCCACAUCCCCAGCUGAUCCUGAGAGGGGAGAAGCAGCAGAUUUCCCCCUUAUUCCUGAUUGAGGCAUUUGUGGUGACUGGGUGAACUGCAGGCUCCCCAUGUGACCCCAGGCCAUACCUAGCCUUUUCUCAUUUACCUGGAGGGAAGAGUUGGCCUUGACCUGUGAUGUAGCUACUGCCAUGUCCCAAGGACAGUUCAGAGCAGAGUCUGUUUGGAGGCUGCUAUCUAGAGCCCAUCAAUUCCACCAUGGCUGGAGCAGGUACCCCCUGGGCCAGAGCCACCAUGGUGAUGAAAACUGAGAGACAGAGUUGCAGGUAUCUAGAGGCAGCGAGGAGAUCAGGAGGCUCUUGACUGUCACUGACCUAUCAUGACAUCUGCACACUCUCUUCUCCAUUCUCUACCAGGGACUUCUAGUCCAUUUUAUAGAUAAGGAAACUGAGGCCCACGGCUCCACAGCUAAAUAAUGAUUUGGCCAGGCCUUGUGGCCAAGGUCAUGUCUCUGGCUGCACCUUGGGCCGUGAGACUGACUCCUCUCAUUCCCAGCUUCUGAAUGUUUUUCCUGGGCAGUGACCAGGGACUAGGAGGGGUCAGGGUCAUGCUGGAGGGAGAGGGAUGCAGCUCUGCUCCCCAUCGACCCCAUGCUGGCUGCUGUGUACCAGGACCCUGCUUCUCUCUGCUCUGCAUAUAUGUCUCUUUUGGAAUUGGAAUUUCAUUAUAUGUUAAGAAAUAAAGGAAAAUGACUUGUAAGGUCAU